Molecule: messenger RNA, 267 nt
Organism: Penicillium alfredii
Lineage: Eukaryota; Fungi; Ascomycota; Eurotiomycetes; Eurotiales; Aspergillaceae
Exons: 2
Coding region: 1-267 (88 amino acids)
Source: RefSeq, a predicted model, not a curated record
AUGGAGAUUCUUCUUUCGGACACCAUCCGCUGGUUCGUGGUUGCUGGCGUCUCGCGUCAGAAUGCGCUCGAUGGCGCCGCCUGGCGUUUUGCCUGGCGUUUUACCAUGGCAGUUAUUGGCUGGUCCCUGGCAGGUCGUCAGGAACAGGAAGACUCACAAGAAGCUAUCGAAGGGGUUUGGAGUGGACCGCAGGAGGCGAGGCCGUGGGCACAAUUGAGUGGCGGACGCCAGGCGGUUCCAUGGCGCCGGUCAGGGCAGGCGCCGUGA